Trichosurus vulpecula (common brushtail) is the source of this 2891-nucleotide messenger RNA. Its product is annotated as zinc finger protein 260-like. Bases 576 to 2555 code for a protein of 659 amino acids. The transcript is spliced from 6 exons. Gene Ontology annotation, biological process: regulation of DNA-templated transcription. The record is from RefSeq and is a predicted model, not a curated record. Lineage: Eukaryota; Metazoa; Chordata; Mammalia; Diprotodontia; Phalangeridae.
UCCUAGCACUGGAGAAGGCUUUCCACUUUUUGGAGGGCAAGGGAGGCAGUCUGGGUCUAGCCCUGGGAGUGAUUGGAGGAAAGAGCCCCGCCCUCCUGGGGGCCUCAGGGGCUGUACAGGGCGGUGCUAUUGGAAAAAGGAAGACCUUCCCAGAGUGGGCAGGACAAGAAGCAGGAAGUCUUUGAGUCCAGACUGCUCUGGCUUCAGUCCACCACAAAUCUCUUCUUUGUUCCCCUAGAUCUGGGAUCGCUCCGCCUUCUGGACACCAGCUCUGUGUUUGCAGGUCCCUGAAAGAUCUCAGUCGCAGCACUUCCCCUCCCCCCAUUUCCUGGUUCUGCUGGCUGCCCGGGCAAUUCCGUCUCCUUCUCCUCCUCUGGGUGGAGUCUCUCGCCUGAGGGCAGGGCCAGGGCCUUUGUGACUCCUGUGGGGCCUCACCCUGUAAAUCCCUGUAGGCCAGCCUGCUGCCUGGAAAGAGAAGAGCAAGACCUCUCCCUCUCUGGGAUCCUUCUCCCUGUCCAGCUCAGUCUGCAGAGGACCAAGGCCUGGCCCCAGCAGGGAGGCUGGAGCCAGAGGGAAUGGCCCCUGGGAGCAGCAGCCCCCCUCCUCAGGGGCUGGUGACAUUCAAGGACGUGGCUGUGGACUUCACCCAGGAGGAGUGGGGCCUCUUGGACCAUCCUCAGAAGGAGUUGUACAAGGGGGUCAUGCUGGAGAAUGCCCGGAACCUGCUCUCCCUGGGGCUGCCAGUUCCCAGAGAAGACAUGAUCUCUUCCUUUGAGCAAAGGGAAGGCCCAUGGAUGCUGGAGCAAGAAGGCCUGAGGAGCUGCUGUCCAGACAGAGAGAUGAGCCUGGAAAUGAAGGAAGCUGCUAUAGAACUAAGCCUUUCUGUGGCAGAAACUCCCAAGCAAGGAUUCAUGAGUGAUUGUCCCCUUGUCUUCAAUUGGAGAGAAGUCUGCAAAACACGUGAGAGUAUCCAAAGUGGAGAGAAACCGUAUGACUGUAAUCAAUGUGAGAAGGCUUUUAGAGAGAAGGGAUGUCCUAUUGCACAUCAGAGAACAUACACUGCAGAGAAACCUUACGAAUGUAAUCAAUGUGGAAAGACUUUUAGAGAAAAGCGCUGUCUUGUUAUACAUAGUAGAAUCCACACUGGAGAGAAACCUUAUGAAUGUAAUCAAUGUGGAAAGACUUUUAGAGUGAAUGCUUCUCUUAUUACACAUCAGAGAACACACACUGGAGAGAAACCUUAUGAAUGUAAUCAAUGUGGAAAGACUUUUACUGAUAAGCGGAACCUGGGUAGACAUAGAAGAAUCCACACUGGAGAGAGACCUUAUGAAUGUAAUCAAUGUGGAAAGACUUUUAGAGUGAAGGCUUCUCUUAUUACACAUCAGAGAACACACACUGGAGAGAGACCUUAUGAAUGUAAUCAAUGUGGAAAGACUUUUAGAGUGAAGGCUUCUCUUAUUAUACAUCAGAGAAUUCACGCUGGAGACAAACCUUAUGAAUGUAGUCGAUGUGGAAAGACUUUUACUGAUAAGCGGAGUCUUGUUAAACAUAGAAGAAUCCACACUGGAGAGAAACCUUAUGAAUGUAGUCAAUGUGGAAAGACUUUUAGAGUGAAGGCUUCUCUUAUUACACAUCAGAGAACACACACUGGAGAGAGACCUUAUGAAUGUAAUCAAUGUGGAAAGAUUUUAACUGAUAAGUGGAGUCUUCUUAAACAUAGAAGAAUCCACACUGGAGAGAAACCUUAUGAAUGUAAUCAAUGCGGUAAAGCUUUUAAAUGCAGGGAGAGUCUUAUUACACAUCAGAGAAUCCACACUGGAGGGAAACCUUAUGAAUGUAAUCAAUGUGGAAAGACUUUUACUGAUAAGCGGAGUCUUGUUAAACAUGGAAGAAUCCACACUGGAGAAAAACCUUAUGAAUGUAAUGAAUGUGGAAAGACUUUUAGAGUGAAGGCUUCUCUUAUUACGCAUCAGAGAAUCCACACUGGAGACAAACCUUAUGAAUGUAAUCAAUGUGGAAAGACUUUUAAUGAUAAGCGGAAUCUGGCUAGACAUCGAAGAAUCCACACUGGAGAGAGACCUUAUGAAUGUAAUCAAUGUGGAAAAGCCUUUCAAUGCAGGGAAAGUCUUAUUACACAUCAGAGAACACACACUGGAGAGAGACCUUAUGAAUGUAAUCAAUGUGGAAAGACUUUUAGAGUGAAGCGGAGUCUUGUUAAACAUAGAAGAAUCCACACUGGAGAGAAACCUUAUGAAUGUAAUCAAUGUGGAAAGACUUUUACUAAUAAGUGGAGUCUUGUUAAACAUAGAAGAAUCCACACUGGAGAAAAACCUUAUGAAUGUAAUGAAUGUGGAAAGACUUUUAGAGUGAAGGCUUCUCUUAUUACGCAUCAGAGAAUCCACACUGGAGACAAACCUUAUGAAUGUAAUCAAUGUGGAAAGACUUUUACUGAUAAGCGGAGUGUUGUUAAACAUAGAAGAAUCCACACUGGAGAGGAACCUUAUGAAUGUAAUCAAUGUGGAAAGACUUUUAGAGUGAAGUCUUCUCUUAUUUAACAUCAGAGAACACACACUGGAGAGAAACCUUAUGAAUGUAAUCAAUGUGGAAAGAUUUUAACUGAUAAGUGGAGUCUUCUUAAACAUAGAAGAAUCCACACUGGAGAGAAACCUUAUGAAUGUAAUCAAUGUGGAAAAGCUUUUAAAUGCAGGGAGAGUCUUAUUACACAUCAGAGAAUCCACACUGGAGAGAAACCUUAUGAAUGUAAUCAAUGAAGAAAGGCUUUCAGAUGUAGGAAGUCUCUUGGUAAUCAUCAGAGAACACACACUGGAGAGAAACCUUAUCACUCGAGAUGGUGUUGAGACUCUGGGCAGCUGCAGCUAAGGGCCCUCCAG